This is a messenger RNA of Bombyx mori (domestic silkworm), 1359 nucleotides long. RefSeq names its product adipocyte plasma membrane-associated protein Hemomucin-like. NCBI's taxonomy places the organism in Eukaryota, Metazoa, Arthropoda, Insecta, Lepidoptera, Bombycidae. The record is from RefSeq and is a predicted model, not a curated record. The coding region runs from base 67 to 1350 and encodes 427 amino acids. The transcript has 10 exons.
GUAUGGAUUUCCUUAAUGAUCCGAUAUCAUGAGGAAAGGGUUCAAUUAGUUUGAACUUGGUUUAAAAUGGCGAAAGACAUGCUCGCAUUAAAAUUUAUCGUUUUAAACAUAUUAAUAAUGGUAUGUGUGGGUGUGAAACAAGAGUGUUCACCAUUCAGGCCGGAUUACAGUUCUUAUCAAGAGUUCCAGUACUGCUCGACAGCUUAUUACCUGUCGCUGAGUUUGCGUUUUACGAACAUACCGGUCGGCGCAACUAGCUAUCGAUUGCUGACAGCGAGACACGAUUUGCUUCAUUCAGAACUGGUUGGUGAAGGAAACAUUAGUGCCAACGAGAAUUGCUUUGACGAAUCCGUCCAUAUAUUGCCGAAGAGAUAUAAUCUCAGCCUUGAAUUAUAUUUGAACUACAAAGGGGACGCUCUUUGCAAAGCAGUGAAAAUACUUGAUUUAUACAAUAAUGAAGCUGAUUGUUCGAAUACUGUAUAUUAUAACAUUGGUUUGAUAAGGUUUAACUUGGAAAACAGUUGCGAACUGCGGCAACAGACCACGGAAAAAUCAGGCCCUAGCGCCCCGCUUCCCACGGCAGUCAGGACUUCGACAACAAGGAGUGUGACGUCACAUCCUAUGACGAGUUGGUCGUCUACCGAUGCCACUGUCUCGACAACACGCAGGAAACCUGUUCUUACCUCACCGUCCACUCCAGCAAUUAACAGUACAGAUAAAGGAUUUGGAUCGCCUAUAUCUCCUGCAGCACCGUCUGCGACAACGGUCUCCACCGUGACGGUCUCGGCUACUUCUCCUACACCUGAAACUCUAUCUUUCAAAGCAAUUAACAGUACAGAUAAAGGAUUUGGAUCGCCAAUAUCUCCUGCAGCACCGUCUGCGACAACGGUCUCCACCGUGACGGUCUCGGCUACUUCUCCUACACCUGAAACUCUAUCUUUCAAAGCAAUUAACAGUACAGAUAAAGGAUUUGGAUCACCAAUAUCUCCUGCAGCACCGUCUGCGACAACGGUCUCCACCGUGACGGUCUCGGCUACUUCUCCUACACCUGAAACUCUAUCUUUCAAAGAUUUAUUCUUCACGCCUGAAGGAUAUUCGGUUGUAGCUGUAAUUUGUAUAAUAGUCCUGGCUCUCAUCAUACUAUUGAUCUAUUGGUACACGAAAAGGUCUUCGCGUCAAAAUUAUCAGAAAGUCGCCUACAAGAGCAGCAGAGCAGAUUUGCCGAGGGUCGUGUACGCAGAGUUGGACAUUCCCGAGCGCAGUGACGACGUCCAAUAUUGCAAUUUCACACCGGAAUACAAAAGAGUAUGUUAUUCUAGAAUAAUUGGUGUUUAUAUGAAUAAAGAAUAAUUAAUUAAG